AUGGCGAGUCUGCGCGUGGACCCUGCCUGGGCUCUCCACCCUCGGGCAUUCCUUCAUUCGAAAAAGAAAAGAGCUCCUGUUCUUCCUCCUUCCGUCUCUUCUUCCCUCGCUUCGCACAGACCUCGAGACCGGCCGCCACUCGACGUCGCCUCCUCGUCCCCCCCUCUCUCCCUUCCUCUCUCCCUUCCUCUCUCGCCUUUGUCCAGUUCCUCGUUUGCUUCUCCGACCGUCUCUCCUCUGUUCCGGAGAUCUCCGCUCCCCUGUUCUCUCUUCUCGCCUGCGCCAGCAGCUGGAAGCCACCGCGCCCUCAGAGUUGGCGCGUCGACCGUCUCGACUGCAUGCAGCGGAGACAGAGGCGACUGUCCAGCGAGAGCUCCAGCCGAGGCGAGAGACGCACGACCUCUUCUAGCUGGAAAACAUGCCGGCGAAUUCAGAAGAAAUCUUCUGCUGCCUCUGAUAUGUACUCGCACUCCUCCUGUCGGCGACGAGGCCUGGGCGACGCAGUUCAAGGACCUCCAGGGAAAACGCGAAGGCCGAGCGGCGGCGCUGUGGCUGCAAGCAGUAGCCGAGACCGCCUCGCCGCUCUCAGUUCUCCUAGCGGCCUCGGCAUUGCAAGAGCGCAAGUGGUUGCUCGGCGAAGGCGAGGAGGCUGCGUCGUUGAAUGCGAAGAAGGAAAACUCGAAGAAGAGCUGUGUAGCUUUGCAGCGAAUCCAGGAAACGCUCCUGCGCAACGCCCACAGCUUCUCGGACGCCUUCUUCGUCCGCACACUCAAACUUCUCUUCUCCCCCGCCUUCGCUCUCGCCGCCAGCGAACGCGCUCUGCUGGUGACUCAGCUCGACCAACGGCUCACUUCGAUGCAUGCGUCUCUCCUCCCACAGGUCGCUUCUGCACUUACGCAAAACCGUGCGAGUCGCAACGCUGCCCUUUCAGCAUCUGCCUUCUCUUCUUCUUCGAUCUCUUCAUCUUCUGCUUCGAGUGCUUCUUCUCCUUCUGCUUCUUCUCCUUCUGCUUCUUCUCCUUCUGCUUCUUCUCCUUCUGCUUCUUCUCCUUCUGCUUCUUCUCCUUCUGCUUCUUCUACUUCUGUUUCUUCACCUUCUUCUCCGUCGCCUCGAGAGGACUUCGUCCGUCGGCGUCUGUUUGCCCGGCUUCUUCCGUUGCUUCUCUCCGACGCCCGAGACAGUCUGUUCUCUCCGCUCGCUCCUGCUUCCCUCUUCUCUUCUUCUUCUCCCGCGUCGCAUGUUCCGUGUCUGUCUGGAGAGACGGCUCUGGGCUCUGAGGCCUCGCUCGAGACUUUCCGGACUUCCGAACGCGUCACGGCCUGCGUUGCGAGUUGUGGAAGGCUUCUGCCUCUUUCAGUCGAGCAGCGGAUGGACCUGAAAGGCCUUCUGAAGGCGCUGGUGCGCGACGUCCGCGAGAGACGCCCAGCGAAGAGGACCGGGGAAGACGCGGAACAAGCUGUUGCGUCUCUACGCAGCGAACGGCGGCGAAUCGCGUCCGAGACACACACAUCCCUGGAGUCUUCUCUCGAGCGAAAACAAGGAGCAUGUGAACAGAGGAAAAGAGAAAGUGAAGCGCCCGACGUCGAGGUCGAGAGAGGCCAAAUCAACGCGUGGAUCCACAUGACAGAACUUCCCUCAAAAUCGGGUCCAGACGGGAAGUACAUCUCCUCAGCAACUUCCUCGCCUUCCAGCUUCUCCUCUCCAACUUCUACCUCGUCGUCUUCUGCUCCUUCGACUUCGGCUGGUGAAGCUGCGUUCUCUGCAGCCUCUGAGUCGUUCGCAUCUCCCCUGGCUCCCCCAGUGUCGCCUUCCGUUCCUCUCUCGUCGGAAGCGUCUGAGGGCUCCUCUGCAGAUCCUGAGGUCGCCCAGCGCGUCCGCGAGGCGCAGCUGGCGGGAGAAUUGCUGCAUCUGCCACUGGCGAUGGCGGCGCUCGGCUCUGCAGACGCUUUGCUCUUUUUUGACUGCGUGGAAGGAGUCUACAAAUUUCUUCCGCGAUACUCCGACGCCCAGCUGGCGACCUUCUGUCGCCGCGCCGCGCUUGUCCAGUUCGAGAAAAAGGAUGAAACACAGCCCGUUGACGGCUUCCAUCUCUUCACACUUUUUCUCCUCGACCGCAUGCCGACGAUGUCUCCACCUCGUCAGGAGAAACUUGCCGCUGUCUUGGCCGCGUUUGUGGGGAACUGUCCACCCCACCUUGCAGCUUCUCUCUCCCUCCUCGCGUCGUCGUUUCUCAUUCACAUGCAUCCCAAUGUCAUCCGAGGCACCGGCAACCUGUGGAGCGGGGUGGAUCCUCUGAACGCGCCUUCUCGCCGUUUUCCUCUCGCGAUCUCGAACGCGACGUUUGCGACUCUCAUGUCUCAUCUUUCGCGCAUCUCCUCUCUCUUUCUGUCGCCUGCCGCGUCGCUGUCCUCUUCGUCUUCCUCUUCCUCCGUGGAGACAAAGAAGCUCCUGGCCGCCCUACGUGUCUACCGGCGCAGCCUGGAGCGCGCUUCCCAGGAGAGAAGCGUCCUCGCUUCCUUGCAUGCAUGCGACUUAAUCAAUCUCCUUGAAGCGACGCUGCGGCUCAAGCACCUCGCGAUUCGCGCGCCAGACGGCAAAGCCAAGCCUGGCGUGGACGACGACGCAGGCGAGGCCUCAGAGCAGAUGGCUCGCGUCUUCACUGAUCUCCUCAGUGCGCUGCACAAGAAGGCGUCCUCCCUCACAGUCGGCGACGCGGAGGCGCUUCUGGGAGUCCUGAACCUUCUCGGCCAACGUUCAGUUUCCCCGAAGAAAUCGAAAACUGUAUCACGGCCUGUGUCUGUCUCGCCUGCCACAGCUGGCCUCCUCGCGCGCCUCCUCCACAUCGCCAUCACCCGCCCAGAGAAACGAGACAGACCUUCUUCAGUUCAUGUCUCGUCCGGUUCUCCAGUGAAUGCUUUAGUUCAUUCCGACGCACUGCAGGGACCGCAGAUCUUCCCUGAACUUCAGGCAAACGUCGCGAGUCCUCAGGAGCGGCUCUGGACAGACACGGUGCCGACGCGCGGGCAAGAAAGUCUCCUCAGUGUCAGGCCGCUCUCGUUCACUCAGUUUCUGUCGGAGACAUCCAGAGGCACUUCGGGACUUGCAGGCCUCGGCGACGAGCGCAUCAAACAGCUUCGCGCGGCGCUGCAAAUCCUUCUUCCUAGACCUCUCGAAGUCUUCAAAUCUAGCGGCUUGCCUGACGACGUCCUCGCGCUGCUGCUCUUCUCGGUCGAGGCAACCUCAUGGCUGCUCAGCGAAGUCGGGGCUCUCCGGACUUCCUUUUCUCGCUCCGCGGCCGCGCUGUCGCGGUUUGCGAGUCCGCGGCUCUCUGGCGUCUCGUUGGACGAAGGCGAAGAAGCAGAAGAAAAGGAAGAAGGAGAGAGUGAAGAAGCGAACGGCAGAGAAGCUGCUGCUCUGAUGCUCUUCGGGAUCACGCGGCAGACUCUGGCAGGGGCGUUCGGAGUCUGUGGUAUGAUGCUCGAGGAGAUGCAGGCGAAAGACAGAAGAAGGACUCAAGUGGUUGGCCUGACCUCUCGCUUGGCGCGUCUGCUCCCGGCAGACAUCGCAGCCUCGACCGACCGGCGAUACGUCACCGAGGCGCUUCUCCGGACUCUGCCGGCCGACGUCGAGUCGCUCCGACUUGCGUGCGUUGCGCUGCUCGGACUGAGGGCGGUUCGGCGGCAGGAGACGCUUUUAGAAAAGACGAAACGCCGCAAGGAGAAGAGGAGACAGAACGCACUGCGUUUGGAAGUGCAGAGAAAGGCAGAAGACGCGGAAGGAGCGCUCGACGAAAACAGACAUCUUCAAGAAAGCUAA
This is a messenger RNA of Toxoplasma gondii ME49, 3816 nucleotides long. RefSeq lists its product as hypothetical. The coding region runs from base 1 to 3816 and encodes 1271 amino acids. The transcript has 7 exons. The record is from RefSeq and is a predicted model, not a curated record. Lineage: Eukaryota; Apicomplexa; Conoidasida; Eucoccidiorida; Sarcocystidae.